UUCAAUCUGGGCGUAGUGCUGUAGUACUGUACCGCAAAAACAAAACAGCAGUAUACAGUAUCUAUCCUUCCUUAUUGGAAUCAUUGAUGGCAUAAGUUUAUCAUUGUUAAAGUAUUACUUACGUUUAUUUUUUGCAAUAAAUAGUGUUUUUUGAUUAGCUUCAGUGAAAUGUCUAACGCAGAUAGAUUAGAUCUUAAGUGCCGGUUAUGCUUGAGCCUUGUUUCAGGAAAGCGAUCCACAUCUUCAAUCGACGAUGAAUCCUUUCGUUCCAAAUUGAAUGCUGUUUGUAAUGUUUUGUUCGCUGCCAAUGACCAACUCCCAACGAAGGUGUGUUCGACAUGUUUCAAGAAGAUUUCGGAAUUUCACGGUUUUGUGGAAAGCGUAAGAUGCAACCAGGAACAGUUACUGUCGAUGAUCCUGCUCCCUCAAGUCAAAGCCGAAGUCGAAAUAAUUGUGAAGGAUGAAGUGAUCCACGUAGAGGAAGUGAAACCAGAGGAGGAGUUGGAGGAAUCAUUCACAGAUGAAAAGGUCGAACCGAUGGAAUUGACCCCAGUGGAGGAUGAUGCCAAUGAGGAUGACGAUAACAAAUCUGACAUUUCCCAAGGCGCUGUGGAUGAGAUCAAUGUCACCGAAGAUGAUCGUUUGAUUUUGCAAUUUUUCACUUUGAACUGCGAUACGUGCUCGAGUGCGUUCGAAACCUUCAAACACUUGAAGCAGCAUAGUAAAAAACUGCACGGACGGAAACCGACACUUCAAUGCGUCAAAUGCAACAAGAGUUUCCAAUAUAAGUUCAAACUGUUGCAUCACAUCAACCUCCAUUUGAGACCAUCCAAGUGCGAAGUCUGCGGAAAGGGAUUUGCAGACCAAAAAGCACUGCAGGUUCAUCAUUCGAACAAGCACUCAAUUGAUGUGGAUAAGCCCUUUAAAUGUGAGAAAUGUCCUCAAUCGUUUCAAAAGGAGAACUCCCUCAAAUCUCAUCUCAAGCUGCAUGAGCGGGUAGAUUGUUCAAUCUGUGGGAAAAAUCUAUCUAACGUGUACAAUCUGAAGAGCCACAUGUCCAUAAUGCAUAGCACUGAGGAACGACAGUUCAUCUGCGACGUUUGUGGCAAAGAGUUCAAAUCCCGUGGGGCCAUGGACUCGCAUAGUGUGGUUCACAAGGAGCUCACACGUGAGGAUGGAGCUCGGUGCCAAAUCUGCAACACAUGGAUCAGCCGGAAGAACAGACUUCGGCGACACAUGAUCGAAAUACACGAGUCGAAGGAAGCCGAAUGCGACGUAUGCCACAAAACGUACCCCAACAUGAAGGCGAUGGUCAACCACCGGCGCAACAUUCAUGGAGGGCAAACGUUCGAGUGCGAGAUUUGCGGCAAACAGUUCAAGAGAAGUAUCAACCUGAAGGAACACCGGGCAGCGGCACACACCGGGGAGAAGCUGUACUCGUGCGAGUUUUGUGGAAUGGAAAUGAACUCGAAUGCGAACCUGUACCAACAUCGGAAGAACCGACAUCCGCAGGAAUGGAUGGAGGGCAAGCAGAAAGCGGCUAGGCUAAUCGAUUAGAGGAGUGAAUUUGUAUCUGCGUGAUAGGAAAACUGUUUGAUGAAUACAAUAAAAUUGGGAAAAUCUAUGAAAGCUAAAUUGAACGUAAUCGCAGGGCUGGUAAA
Molecule: messenger RNA, 1661 nt
Organism: Aedes aegypti (yellow fever mosquito)
Lineage: Eukaryota; Metazoa; Arthropoda; Insecta; Diptera; Culicidae
Product: zinc finger protein 626
Exons: 3
Coding region: 169-1557 (462 amino acids)
Biological process (GO): regulation of transcription by RNA polymerase II
Cellular component (GO): nucleus
Molecular function (GO): zinc ion binding; DNA-binding transcription factor activity, RNA polymerase II-specific; RNA polymerase II transcription regulatory region sequence-specific DNA binding
Source: RefSeq, a predicted model, not a curated record